AUGUCAGACAUUCUAUCUAAACCACUAAAUAUUCAACUUGAGGCAGUUCCUGUAGAUCUAACCCCUUUGGAUAUGCCAUAUCCUAAAGAUGUUUGCGCUUUUACUAUUGAUAAUGUAUGUACUCCUGAGGAGUGUGCCGCUCUCAUAAAGCUUUCAGAAGAGGGUGGUUAUGAGCCAGCAUUAGUAAAUGUUGGUGGGGGUGAUCAACAAUUAAUAACUGAUGUACGUAAUAACACACGUUACAUUCGGGAUGAUGUUAAACUUUCAUCAGAUUUAUGGUCACGAAUAUCAAAUUUUGUUCCAGAUACUUGGACAAAAGAUUCAUUUCCUGCUGUUGGAUUAAAUGAAAGAUUAAGAUUUUUAAAGUAUGAACCUGGUGAACGUUUUAAACCACAUCAAGAUGGAUCUUAUCAAAGUCCUGAUGGUUCAGAAACAACUUUUGUCACUUUACAAUUAUAUUUAAAUGAUGAAGGAUUAGAAGGUGGUUCUGAAGUUUUAAAAGGAAGAAAAUAUGUUAUAAGAACUGACGUUUUUUAUAAAACUGAGAAGUUUCGUAGAAUCAUAAAUUAA
Messenger RNA from Dentiscutata heterogama, 570 nucleotides. NCBI's taxonomy places the organism in Eukaryota, Fungi, Glomeromycota, Glomeromycetes, Diversisporales, Gigasporaceae. The record is from the annotation of a GenBank genome assembly.